ACGGUGCUGUUUAAAGGGCCCUGAAAUAGCCGUGGAUCAAACAGCCGUCACUCAGGUGUGAAUUGUUACACUUGUGCUGAAAAGGCAGCCGUCGCGUGCAGGUGCGCAACAGCUGCUCUCCGAACCAGCUCAAAGUCAUGCAUUCAUCAGGAGGCUCUGUGAAAGUUUAUUCACUUAGGCGAGCGUCGGCCCCGUCUAACAGCAUCUGGAUGGAUUAUUAUUUUCACACGUCUCACCCUGUAUGGCGUUUAUAAUGGGAAGCGGUUCUGGCAAAGUGUUACCCGAGCCUUCUAAAAAUGGAUGUUUUUGCCUUUUCCACUCUGUUGUGAACUUCAAGAAACAAGAGGCUGACGGGGAAGAGUGUAAAGAGAAACGGCAAGCUUGGUUUUGGAGGAGGAGAAGUGACAGAAGAGCUUUCCGGGGAGGAAUAUCAGAAGGAGUCGGAGAUUCGGUUCAUCUGGAGGAGCCGGUGACGAGUCCUAACGCAAAGUUUCGUGCAAAGUUUGAUCCGCGCGUCACAGCGAGGUAUGAAAUCAAGGCUCUGAUCGGCCGUGGCAGCUUCAGCCGCGUGGUUCGAGCUGAACACAGACGCACACACCAACCCUUCGCCAUCAAGCUUCUGGAGGUCAAAGGUCAGGAGGGCCACGAGGCCUGUCAGACGGAGCUCGGGGUCCUGCGGCGGGUGAACCAUAGCAACGUCAUCCGCCUGGCCGAGGUGUUCCAGACGCAGCAUCGCGUCUAUCUGGUUCUGGAGCUGGCCACGGGAGGAGAGCUCCUGGAGCGCGUGGUCUCCCGAGGAACCUUCAGAGAACGGGACGCCACCAAGGCCUUGAUGAUGGUGUCCAGCGGCCUGCGCUAUCUACACAUGCUAGGCGUCAUCCACAGAGACCUCAAACCCGAAAACCUGCUGUACUACCACCCGGGACAGGACUCGCGAUUGAUCAUAACAGACUUCGGGCUCGCUUAUGCUGAGAGGAGCUGUCGGGUUAAAGACUGGGCUGUGAGGACGCUCUGCGGCACGCCGGAGUACCUGGCCCCUGAGAUGCUGGCGAGGAGACCCUGCAGCAGCGCUGUGGAUAUGUGGGCUCUAGGAGUCAUCACUUACAUCCUGCUGAGCGGCUCUCUGCCCUUCGACCAGAGCAGCCGGCCGCGGCUCUUCAGGGCCAUUCUCAGGGGUAGCUACAGUUUCCAUGGAGACUCGUGGAGAUCAGUGUCUACAUUGGCCAAGGGCUUCAUUGAUCGCCUCCUGACCCUUGACCCCGAGCGCCGGAUGACCGCUGAGGAAACUCUUCAGCAUCCUUGGCUGGUCAGCAUGGCAGCCUGUUCCUCCAACAAGAACCUACACCGCUCCAUUUCCCGAAACCUCCAGCGGCGGGCGCGCCACGGGCCUCCCCCUCGAUGCCCCAGCUCUGCUCCUGGCUCUCGGAUAUCAACCAGAUCUGGGUCAACAACCUAUUUUAAGGGUUAG
Molecule: messenger RNA, 1468 nt
Organism: Puntigrus tetrazona (Sumatra barb)
Lineage: Eukaryota; Metazoa; Chordata; Actinopteri; Cypriniformes; Cyprinidae
Product: serine/threonine-protein kinase H1
Exons: 4
Coding region: 242-1468 (408 amino acids)
Biological process (GO): protein phosphorylation
Molecular function (GO): ATP binding; protein kinase activity
Source: RefSeq, a predicted model, not a curated record